Messenger RNA from Helianthus annuus (common sunflower), 1352 nucleotides. RefSeq lists its product as uncharacterized. The coding region runs from base 454 to 1164 and encodes 236 amino acids. The record is from RefSeq and is a predicted model, not a curated record. NCBI's taxonomy places the organism in Eukaryota, Viridiplantae, Streptophyta, Magnoliopsida, Asterales, Asteraceae. The transcript has 2 exons.
UUCAUGGAGACUGUCUGUGUCAUAUAACCGAAUCAGGUAUACACUCUAAAAUGUUCUUUAAAGAAAAUAAGCAAACUAAAAUAUUAACUUCCUGAAUCCAUCUAAAUCAUUAUAUAUACAUAUAUAAAAGUUGUGAAAUACAUAACCACGUAUAUCUGUUGUUGUAAAUGUGAUAAAUAAAAUGAUUUUUUUUUAUGUUCUAUACGUUAUCAAACCCUUUUAUACCAUAUAAUGCCCAUUACGGCCUUACAUCAAAACAAAAUAGGUAAUAAAUUUGUGGUAAGAUAAAUUUGGACAAUAAUUAAAGAACAGAAAAUCAUCUAAAAUUAUUCCAUCCACUUGGAUGAUAAUCCCUACAACUCGCUGCCCGUACUGACCCUCAAACCUGCCCGUAGUGACCAACUUCUAUUUUAACAUCCAUGCACACGUAAAAUAUUACCCUCAAAACUAAUCAUGGACAACAAAACUGCAACCUUCACCUUCUUUACCUUGUUGUUCUUGUAUACCGUCUCUGCCGCUCGCCCCACGGUGCUAGAUCCAUCGGUUACCAAUCCAACCGCGGUCACAAGUGAUGAUCAUGCAUCCAAGCUAGCCAAAACAUCGCGUGAAUCCGUCGUUACUACUGGCCGUUCUAAGAUUCUACUCCCCGGCGAGAAGGUUGUACCAGAAAACCUGAACAAUGAUCUAUCACCGCAUACAAAUUUCUCGAAAUUCCAUCCUAUUAACCGUCACUUCCAAGUCAGGCCUCAUAGGGGACCAAAACAUACUGGGACACACCGUCGGCCUUGCUUGAAGCACACGCAAUACAAGAUCCCAUUCCCUCAGUCGGAAAUCUCCAGCAAAAAGGAUGAGGUCAAGGCGGAAGGAACCGACAACCCCAUAUUGAAUAAUGAAAACCCCGUAAGAACAAAAGCUUUUCGCGGCGAAGUUCCAGCGAACUGGUUGAAGGUGAAGCACCAUUAUGGUUCCCGUCGCCAAUAUAACAACCAGAACCACGAUAGCAAGCCGAAUAAGAAGGACGAGAAUGUAAUGAAGACGAAGAAUGUGUUCAAUCCGGAGAAGAUGAAGAGUUUGAGGCACCAACAGAAACUGAAGAAGAGUGAGGAUCACAAAACAGGAUUGAUGAAGAACAUUCGCAAGUUUCUGAAACACACUUUUGAUUGAACAUCGAAUCUUCUUCAAUUCCACCUUACUUCCAUGUGUCAAGUAAUAAUAUGUAUAUAUGAUUAGUAUAUUUAUGAUUAUAUUAAAUUGUUUACUGGUAUAUUUGUAUCUGUAAUUUGUACAUAAUUCAUUGCAUCCAUUGGAGAUGUAGAAAGCAUAUUUAGCUGAAUAAUCAAUUAUUUUAAUUC